Molecule: messenger RNA, 1452 nt
Organism: Eurypyga helias (sunbittern)
Lineage: Eukaryota; Metazoa; Chordata; Aves; Eurypygiformes; Eurypygidae
Product: alpha-actinin-2
Exons: 10
Biological process (GO): actin cytoskeleton organization; muscle cell development
Cellular component (GO): cortical actin cytoskeleton; cell projection; plasma membrane
Molecular function (GO): actin filament binding
Source: RefSeq, a predicted model, not a curated record
AUGUUGUCCUCUGCCUGUCCUUUCUGGCUUUUAGAGUGGAUUCGCCGGACAAUUCCUUGGCUGGAAAACAGGACCCCAGAAAAAACAAUGCAGGCUAUGCAGAAGAAAUUGGAGGAUUUCCGGGACUACCGCCGCAAACACAAGCCUCCCAAAGUCCAAGAGAAAUGUCAACUGGAGAUCAAUUUCAACACUCUGCAGACAAAACUGAGAAUCAGCAACCGGCCAGCUUUCAUGCCAUCAGAGGGGAAAAUGGUUUCAGAUAUUGCCGGCGCUUGGCAGAGACUUGAACAAGCUGAGAAAGGCUAUGAAGAGUGGCUGCUGAAUGAAAUACGAAGACUGGAAAGACUUGAACACUUGGCUGAGAAAUUCAGGCAGAAGGCUUCCACUCAUGAACAGUGGGCAUAUGGCAAAGAGCAGAUCUUACUUCAGAAGGAUUAUGAAUCUGCUUCUCUGACAGAAGUCCGCGCCAUGUUAAGGAAACAUGAAGCUUUUGAGAGCGAUUUGGCUGCACACCAGGACAGGGUGGAACAGAUCGCUGCCAUUGCCCAGGAGCUGAAUGAACUGGACUACCAUGAUGCUGCAAGUGUCAAUGAUAGAUGCCAAAAGAUAUGUGACCAAUGGGACAGCCUGGGAACACUUACUCAGAAAAGGAGAGAGGCACUGGAGAGGACGGAGAAAUUGCUCGAAACAAUUGAUCAGCUUCACCUGGAGUUUGCCAAAAGAGCUGCUCCUUUCAACAACUGGAUGGAAGGUGCUAUGGAAGACCUACAGGACAUGUUUAUUGUUCAUAGCAUAGAGGAAAUUCAGAGCUUAAUCUCUGCACAUGAUCAAUUUAAAGCUACUUUGCCAGAGGCAGAUGGUGAAAGACAGGCCAUACUGUCAAUCCAGAACGAAGUUGAAAAAGUUAUUCAGAGCUACAGCAUGAGAAUAAGCGCAAGCAAUCCUUACAGCACUGUUACUGUGGAAGAGAUUCGUAGCAAGUGGGAAAAGGUGAAGCAGCUGGUGCCUCAGAGGGAUCAAUCCUUGCAGGAAGAACUAGCCCGCCAGCACGCCAACGAGCGCCUGCGUCGCCAGUUUGCUGCUCAGGCCAAUGUCAUCGGGCCGUGGAUCCAGACCAAGAUGGAGGAAAUUGCCCGUAGCUCUAUUGAAAUGACAGGGCCUUUGGAGGACCAGAUGAACCAGCUGAAGCAAUAUGAGCACAAUAUCAUUAAUUAUAAACACAACAUUGACAAACUGGAGGGAGAUCAUCAGCUUAUACAGGAAGCCCUGGUGUUUGACAACAAGCACACCAACUACACUAUGGAGCACAUCCGUGUUGGAUGGGAGCUCCUACUUACCACCAUUGCUCGAACUAUCAAUGAGGUUGAGACUCAGAUCCUCACAAGAGAUGCCAAGGGUAUCACCCAGGAGCAAAUGAAUGACUUCAGAGCAUCAUUCAAUCAUUUUGACAGG